GUGUUUCCGGCAGCCAAGAUGGCGGCAGCGGCUAGCCCGGCAUCCCUGGAGUCGGCCCCCCGAAUCUUGCGGCUGGUGGCCGAGUGCAGCCGCUCCAGAGCUCGGGCGGGCGAGCUGCGGCUGCCGCACGGGACGGUGGCCACUCCAGUCUUCAUGCCAGUGGGCACACAGGCCACCAUGAAGGGCAUCACGGCCGAACAGCUGGACGCGCUGGGCUGCCGCAUCUGUCUGGGCAACACCUACCACCUGGGUCUGAGGCCGGGCCCAGAGCUGAUCCAGAAAGCCCAUGGUCUCCACGGCUUCAUGAACUGGUCUCACAACCUGUUGACGGACAGCGGCGGCUUCCAGAUGGUGUCCCUGGUGUCCCUGUCUGAGGUGACCGAGGAGGGCGUCCGAUUUCGCUCCCCCUACGACGGCGCCGAGACCCUCCUGAGCCCGGAGAAGUCCGUGGAGAUCCAGAACGCUCUGGGCUCAGACAUCAUCAUGCAGCUGGACGACGUAGUCAGUAGCACUGUGACGGGGCCACGUGUGGAGGAGGCAAUGUACAGGUCAAUCCGUUGGCUGGACCGGUGCAUUGCAGCUCAUCAGCGGCCGGACAAGCAAAACCUCUUUGCCAUCAUUCAGGGUGGGCUGGAUGCAGAUCUCCGGGCUACCUGCCUUGAAGAGAUGACCAAGAGGGAUGUGCCGGGCUUUGCCAUCGGGGGCCUGAGCGGGGGUGAGAGCAAGGGCCAGUUCUGGAGGAUGGUGGCACUGAGCACUUCGCGGCUGCCUAAGGACAAGCCCCGAUACCUGAUGGGGGUCGGCUAUGCCACUGAUCUGGUGGUCUGCGUAGCUCUCGGAUGUGACAUGUUCGACUGCGUCUUCCCCACGCGGACGGCGCGCUUUGGCUCUGCCCUGGUGCCCACUGGGAGCCUGCAGCUGAAGAAGAAGCAAUAUGAGAAGGAUUUUGGCCCCAUAGACCCUCAGUGCACCUGCCCCACCUGCCAGAAGCACAGCCGAGCCUUCCUGCAUGCGCUGCUGCACAGCGACAACACUGCUGCCCUGCACCACCUCACUGUCCACAACAUUGCCUACCAGCUGCAACUGAUGAGUGCCGUGCGCACCAGCAUUGUAGAGAAGCGCUUCCCUGACUUUGUGCAGGACUUCAUGGACACCAUGUAUGGGGACCCCACCCUCUACCCUCCCUGGGCCACUGAAGCCCUGGCAUCUGUGGGAAUCACCCUGGGGUGACCU
Molecule: messenger RNA, 1233 nt
Organism: Orycteropus afer afer
Lineage: Eukaryota; Metazoa; Chordata; Mammalia; Tubulidentata; Orycteropodidae
Gene: QTRT1
Product: queuine tRNA-ribosyltransferase catalytic subunit 1
Cellular component (GO): cytosol
Molecular function (GO): tRNA-guanosine(34) queuine transglycosylase activity
Source: RefSeq, a predicted model, not a curated record